Wyeomyia smithii (pitcher-plant mosquito) is the source of this 1266-nucleotide messenger RNA. RefSeq lists its product as uncharacterized. NCBI's taxonomy places the organism in Eukaryota, Metazoa, Arthropoda, Insecta, Diptera, Culicidae. The record is from RefSeq and is a predicted model, not a curated record. The coding region runs from base 1 to 1266 and encodes 421 amino acids. The transcript has 4 exons.
AUGAACAACAGCGUUGUAGAAAAUUUGGACCGAGAAAAAAUUUCGAACCGCGCUGCUGUUGGAAUUCUUGGCUCCGUUCUUCAUUCUUUUGAUGUUAAUCCGGACCGCUUUACGUUGAGCAAGUCGUCUAUUCACAGAAAACGGCGAAAUGUUCGAAAGGAAAUUGCUACUGAAAUUCAAAAGAAGUUUGAAAAACGUAACGGAGUUCUGGUCCAUUUUGAUGGAAAGCAAUUAGUGUCAUCUAAUCGACAAAAGCGUGAGAUGCUAGCAGUUGUAGUGACUGGGAAUAACUUAACUGAGCAAAUUUUGAACUGCCAGUUUCUCGAAAACGGCACAGGAAGGUCAGUAGCAGAGCUUGAUUUCGAGUGUUUGAAAUCGUGGGAUCUGGAUACGUUUGUGAAAGGGAAACACGACACGACGAAUGUGAACUCGGGCGAAAUGAAUGGCGCUUGCGUGAUUCUUGAACAGCUGCUUGGAAGAAAAUUACUCGAUCUGCCUUGCCGCCAUCACGUGUACGAGUUGGUGUUAAUGACCGCGUACUUAGUUAUUUUUGAAGCAAAUACCACAUCACCGGAUGAUGAAGUUUUUAAAAGCUUUCGUGAUGCUAGGGACAGCAUAAACCAAGGCAAUAUCAGUGGACUGGAUAACGAGCAGUUAAAUCAAGAAGAACGCCGUGAACUAAUUAAGUUUUGUGAUGAGAUGUUGCAAAAAUCGCAUAUAAGAGACGAUUACGAAGAAUUCCUACAGCUAUCGUUGAUGUGCCUUGAUCCGCUUAGAAGAUUCAAACUCAAGUUACCAGGAGCUGUCCAUCACGCCAGAUGGAUGGCAAAAGCCAUUUAUGGGCUGAAAAUGUUUCUCUUUCGUGAUAAAUUUUUCUUCGAAGGAGUCACGGUAGAGAUGUUGCAGAGGUUUGCUCUUUUCCUGGUACGAAUUUAUUUGAAAGGUUGGUUUCAAGCACCAUUAACGUUGUCAGCUCCACGGAACGAUCAUAAAUUUGUAAACGCGUUGAGCAACUAUGAUGAUACACAACUUGCAGAGGCAACAUUGCAAAAGUUUCAAAAGCAUCUCUGGUAUUUAACCGAAAUUUUAUUACCGUCUACCGGGAUGAGAUUAGGUGAAUCGGGACCGAAUCCAAGCAUGGGAGGAGCGAUGGCUUCCUCUUGCAUACUAAUGCAUUUCGAGAGUGCCUCAAUAAAUAUCAAAAAUUAUACGACUAACCUGCAAUUGUUUAUUGUCGAAAUGCUAACCCAGCACCGGAGCACCUAG